UGCACCUUGAGUGUCCCGGUUGGACGCGCCGCUAUGCGAUGGACACGAGCAGCGUGGUCGCUUCUGAAGGAGACCUCGUCGUUACGUGUGCGCGCGUUGUGGAGUAAAGAUUGGAGAAAAAAAAGCCCCCCAAAAUUUUCUCACUUGGAGGUAUUGACCUGAAGUCCCAGAAGAAGAAGUCAGUCAAUGAGAUUUCUUCCACCACACAGUAACAAAAUAGAGCUCCUUGUUGCAGCCUUGAGGGGCCACCAGCAUGAGUCAGGAGUUGCUGGAGUCUGACAGGGACUCUGCUCAGGAUGCAUCAGACUUUAACUGGGAUGACUACCUGGAGGAGACUGGAGCCGUGUCCGUACCGCAUCACGCCUUCAAACAUGUGGACCAGGGCCUGCAGACCGGUCUGACCCCGGGCAUGAAGCUGGAGGUGUGUGUGCGUGCCGAGGCCGACAGUCCUUACUGGGUGGCCAACAUCAUCACCACGUGUGGCCAGCUGCUGCUGCUGCGCUACGAGGGCUACCAGGAAGACCGGCGCGCCGACUUCUGGUGCGACCUGAUGACGGCGGACCUCCACCCGCUGGGCUGGAGCCGCCAGCACGGGAAGACCAUCAGGCCUCCGGAGGGUGUGCGCGAGAAGCACCAGGACUGGGAGGCUCUGCUGGAAAGGGCACUGGCCGAGGAGUGCAGCGCUCCUGCCAACCUGCUGGAACUGUCCCAGCGCGGGAGGGACCCAGUGGAGCUCCUGUGUGCCGGCUGCUACGUGGAGCUCCAGGACAGCGUGGAUCCGGGGCUCGCCUGGGCUGCCGAGGUGGAGGAGAAUGUGGGAGGGAGGCUGAAGCUGCGGCUUUUAGGCACCGAGGGCCUCCCAGACACGCCCGCAACCCUCUGGCUCUUUUACCUCCACCCACGCCUCCACCCACCCGGCUGGGCCAAAGAGCACGGCUGCACCCUCAGGCCUCCCUCAGACCUGCUGGCCCUGCGGACAGAGGCAGAGUGGGAAGAGGUGAGACUGCGGAUCAGUGAGCUGCCUCAGGACGACGCUCUGACCGCAGAGUUCAGUAAGGAUCAGCCUGCCAUCGCUGCCCAUUGUUUCAAAGAAGGAAUGAAACUGGAGGCUGUUGACCCUGCGGCUCCUAUUUCCAUCAGGCCGGCCACGGUCGCCAAGGUGUUCAAUGAGCAGUACUUCCUUGUGAAGAUGGACGACCUUUGUGGUAUUGACGAGUCGGAUUGCUCUGCAAGGUCCUUUCUGUGUCACAGAGACAGUCCAGGGAUCUUCCCCACUCAGUGGAGCCUCAAAAACGGACUGACGCUCAGCCCUCCACCAGGAUACCAGGGUGCAGACUUUGACUGGGCAGAUUACCUGAAAAAGUGCGAAGCAGAGGCAGCUCCUCAACAUUGCUUCCCAACUGCGCAGUGUGAGCACAGCUUCAAAGAAGCCAUGAAACUGGAGGCGAUCAACCUGCUGUCACCCGAGAACAUUCACGUGGCCACUGUCACCAGGGUCAAAGGCCAGUACGUUUGGAUAAGCCUGGAAGGACUGAAGCAGCCCAUGCCAGAGCUGAUCGUUCACGUGGACUCCCUCGACAUCUUCCCCGUCAGCUGGUGCGAGACGAACGGCUAUCCACUCAUCUACCCGAUUAAACCGCCAGUUGAGAAAGAGAGGAAGAUCGCUGUGGUGCAGCCUGAGAAACACCGAAUUCCCCCAAAGUCCUCGUCGCCUGACACUGUCAAGCAGCAGAUGGCCCACCACUCUGAGACAGGGCAGGGCAACCGGAAAUACUGCUGUCCCAAGAUCUACUUCAACCACCGCUGUUUCUCCGGGCCUUACCUUAACAAGGGACGCAUCGCAGAGCUUCCUCAGUUCAUUGGUCCGGGAAACUGUGUCCUCGUGCUGAAAGAGGUUUUGGGUCUGCUGAUAAACUCUGCGUACAAGCCCAGCCGUGUGCUGAGGGAGCUGCAGCUGGACCAGGAGAGCCGCUGGCAGGGCCAUGGAGAAACGCUCAAAGCCAAGUACAAGGGAAAGAGUUACCGGGCGACUGUGGAAAUAGUCCGCACUGUAGACCGCGUAGCGGACUUCUGCAGGAAGACCUGCAUCAAGCUGGAGUGCUGCCCCAACCUGUUUGGACCUCGCAUGGUUCUGGAACACUGCUCAGAGAACUGCUCCGUCCUCACCAAGACCAAAUACACAUAUUACUCUGGGAAGAAGAAGACCAAGCGUGUUGGACGUCCACCCGGGGGCCACACCAAUCUGGAGGGGGGGGUGAAGCGACGAGGCAGGAGGAGGAAGAGGAGGAAGCAGCUCUUUGUGCACAAGAAGAGACGAUCCUCAGCCUCAGUGGACAACACGCCUGCUGGGUCUCCACAGGGCAGUGGAGAGGAAGAAGAUCUGGAUGAAGAUGACUCCCUGAGUGACUCCGGCUCUGAGCUGCAGGACGAUCUCCAGGAGGAUUCUGAACCAUCGUUUGGGAAGUCUCAGCCCGCCACGCCGUCCCCCUCCCCGCCGGCCACGCCCAGGCCAACACGCCGAAGACGGAAACCCCGCUCGCCCUCGUUCUCCGACGACGAGAACCGACCUCCUUCACCAAAGACCUCAAAGAUUGAGCCGCCGCAGAAGUUGUGUUUGGAAACCAGCCCCCUGGAGUGGAGCGUCACUGAUGUGGUUCGCUUCAUCAGGACCACUGACUGUGCACCACUUGCGCGGAUAUUCUUGGAUCAGGAGAUUGACGGACAGGCACUGCUGCUGCUGAACCUCCCGACAGUACAGGAGUGCAUGGACCUGAAGCUCGGACCGGCCAUCAAGCUGUGCCACCACAUUGAGAGGGUCAAGCUGGCUUUUUAUCAGCAGUUUGCAACGUAGCUGGCGUGGAAUGAACGCGGACGUGACUACACACUGUUCUCUUUAUUCAUUCUGUGAAAAACACUGUAGUAAUUCUUACUUUUCCAACACUGGACAUCCUUAAGAAACCUGAGUGUACAACAUUGUGUUGUGAAAGCAUGGGCAGAAGGUGGAAAAAGUGACUCCUAGUGAUCACUGAAAAAAAGAACAAAGAAGAGCUACAAAAGAUCAAGUCUCUCAAUGAGAAAGACACUCGGUUUGGCCUGAAAGACAGAAGAACCGGAGACAUUUUGAUAUCAUAAAUAAGUGUAAAAGCCUUUUACCAACUCCAGCACAUUUUACAAAAAAAGAAAAGCACAAAAAAGCAAGCCAUCAUUAAGGACGGUUCAACGUCUUCGGUUAUUUCCCAAUGACGGCUUCUUAAUGUAUUUUGUCUUCAGAGUGUCUUGGAUUCUCCUCUUUUUAUUUCCUUUUUGUUUAUGUGGACAAAUGAGUGCCAACGCUACAACAUUCUUUCCAUUGUGGCCCUUCGCGGUUGCCUUUUCUCCUUUAAAGGGAAUAUCACAGCUUUUACUUGUUAUACUAGUAAGCCUAAUAUAUUUGGUGUCUAUUCAAUUGCUAAUGUCUGCUGGAGUCAGAAAUGAGGUGGUCCGCCUUGUGAUCUGGUGUAUUUUACACUGAAGUCUAAUUUCAGUUGCUUAACAUGUCUGGUGCGGAUGAGACCGUUUGCACAGUUACAUUGAAACACUUGUUUUUCACGGAAUCAAUUUAACUGAAAAAACUCCUAGGUGAAUCCUAGAGCUUUAUGUCUUACGCUUUCUAGUUUUGAAAAGAGACUUGCUUGUAUCACUAUUGCUAUUCCAUUGAUUGUUUGUCCAUUAAUUAAGCAAUCAAAACUGUUUGCACAUUGAAAGUUCUAGAAUUGCAUCGAAUAGUUUUCUUUGAAAGCCAGAGGAAAUAUUCCACUAGAUAUGUACAUAGCAGUUUUGGAAUAAGUCAUAGUGUCCCAGUGCAAGGUUAGGAAGGUUAUUUUAGUUUGAACAUCAGGCACAUAAACUGUAAGAACGCCCUUUGAUAAAAAGGGGGGCCUUCCUUGCGAGAGAUCAAGUUGCUUUAUUGUUCAAGCUUCUACAGUAUGUAAGAGCAGUUUACAUAGUAAGGACUCAGAUACAAGCACAAACAAAACCAUGUACUGUAUGGUGGUAUGCAAAUAUGUGCAUGUUUAUAUAUAGUGUAAAUAGAAUAUCCUUUAGAGCAACAGGGUAAUUAAAAAGAAAAACUUGAGCAAUUAACUGCAUAAGCAAUGUGCAAAUCCCUUAAAAUAGGCUACAAUAUAUUUGCACAGAAUUGACAGAACUUUCUCAAAUGUGGUGUAUUAGAAAAACUAAUCUGGCAGCAGUUGAUUUGAGCCAUUUAAUUAACAAUUACCUUAAUUAUAAAUGUGCAGUUUUAAGCAAGACUAUGUUUUAACUGCUUCUGUAAAUCAGUUAUUUCAUCAGUUCUUGUAAUGUGAUUUACUGUAAUGUGUUUCAUUUUUCGUGAGGGCAACAAAACUUUUUUUUUACUUGGAGCAGCUUUUUAGUUCAUAUUUGAAAAAUGAUCGCGGUGAUUUAAAAAGACUGCCAUUAAAACUGUGAACAAUGAAUUGUA
Molecule: messenger RNA, 4480 nt
Organism: Gasterosteus aculeatus aculeatus (three-spined stickleback)
Lineage: Eukaryota; Metazoa; Chordata; Actinopteri; Perciformes; Gasterosteidae
Gene: sfmbt1
Product: Scm like with four mbt domains 1
Biological process (GO): negative regulation of DNA-templated transcription
Cellular component (GO): nucleus
Molecular function (GO): chromatin binding; transcription corepressor activity; histone binding
Source: RefSeq, a predicted model, not a curated record